GCGGCGGCGCGGAGGCGCGGGGCGCGGGCGCGGGCGCGGGCGCGGGCGCCUACGGUUGGCGCGCGGUAGCGAUGCCGGGGGCUGGAGGCCGGGCGGAGGAGGGCGGCGGCGGCGAGGGCGCGGCGCAGGGGGCGGCCGCGGAGCCCGGGGCGGGUCCCUCGCGGGAGCCAGCGCGGCUGUGCGGCUAUCUGCAGAAGCUGUCGGGCAAGGGCCCGCUGCGCAGCUACCGCAGCCGCUGGUUCGUGUUCGACGCGCGCCGCUGCUACCUCUACUAUUUCAAGAGUCCGCAAGACGCGCUGCCCCUCGGCCACUUGGACAUCGCGGACGCCUGCUUCAGCUACCAGGGCCCCGACGAGGCGGUGGAGCCGGGCGCGGAGCCGCCCGCGCACUUCCAGGUGCACAGCGCGGGAGCCGUCACAGUGCUCAAGGCUCCCAAUCGUCAACUCAUGACUUACUGGUUACAGGAGCUUCAGCAGAAGAGAUGGGAAUAUUGUAACAGUCUGGACAUGGUCAAGUGGGACAGCAGGACCUCUCCAACUCCUGGGGAUUUUCCUAAGGGUCUUGUAGCCAGAGAUAACACCGAUUUAAUUUACCCACACCCAAAUGCUUCUGCAGAAAAAGCCAGAAAUGUCCUAGCUGUGGAGACUGUGCCUGGAGAGCUGGUGGGAGAACAAGCUGCAAAUCAGCCUGCCCCAGGGCAUCCAAAUUCUAUUAAUUUUUACUCUUUGAAACAGUGGGGCAAUGAGCUCAAGAAUUCGAUGUCUUCUUUCCGUCCUGGAAGAGGACAUAAUGAUAGUCGGAGGACUGUGUUUUAUACCAAUGAAGAGUGGGAACUUUUAGACCCAACCCCUAAGGACCUAGAGGAGUCCAUAGUACAGGAAGAAAAGAAGAAGCUGACCCCUGAAGGAAACAAAGGAGUAACUGGCUCAGGAUUCCCCUUUGAUUUUGGACGUAACCCCUACAAAGGAAAGCGCCCUUUGAAAGACAUAAUUGGGUCGUACAAAAAUCGUCACAGCAGUGGUGAUCCUUCAGGUGAAGGCACAUCAGGCAGUGGCAGCGUCAGCAUCAGGAAGCCGGUCUCCGAAAUGCAACUGCAGGUCCAGAGCCAGCAGGAAGAGCUGGAACAGUUAAAGAAAGACCUAUCCAGUCAGAAGGAGCUUGUUCGACUGCUCCAGCAGACAGUCCGGUCAUCCCAGUAUGACAAGUAUUUCACAAGCAGCCGGCUCUGUGAGGGGGUCCCAAAGGACACGCUCGAGCUUCUGCACCAAAAGGAUGAUCAGAUUCUGGGCCUUACCAGCCAGCUGGAGAGGUUCAACUUGGAGAAGGAGAGUCUUCAGCAGGAAGUGAGGGCGCUGAAGAGCAAAGUGGGCGAGCUCAACGAGCAGCUGGGGAUGCUCAUGGAGACCAUCCAAGCCAAGGAUGAGGUCAUCAUCAAGCUCAGUGAGGGCGAGGGCAACGGGCCUCCUCCCACCGUGGCGCCCAUCUCCCCUUCGGCUGCGCCUGUUGCCAGGGACCAGCUGGAACUGGACAGGCUGAAAGAUAAUCUACAGGGGUACAAAACCCAAAACAAAUUUCUAAAUAAGGAGAUUUUGGAACUCUCGGCUCUACGAAGAAAUGCAGAAAGGAGAGAGAGGGAUCUGAUGGCAAAGUAUUCUAGCCUGGAAGCCAAGCUCUGCCAGAUAGAAAGUAAAUACCUGAUAUUGCUCCAAGAAAUGAAGACACCAGUGUGCUCAGAAGACCAGGGGCCCACCCGGGAGGUCAUAGCCCAGUUGCUGGAGGAUGCUCUGCAGGUUGAGAGCCAAGAGCAGCCAGAGCAAGCAUUUGUUAAACCUCAUCUUGUCAGUGAAUAUGAUAUUUAUGGGUUCAGGACUGUACCUGAGGAUGAUGAGGAAGAGAAGUUGGUUGCCAAGGUCCGCGCGUUGGAUCUGAAGACUCUCUACCUCACAGAAAACCAGGAAGUCUCCACUGGGGUCAAGUGGGAAAACUAUUUUGCAAGUACAGUGAACAGGGAGAUGAUGUGCUCUCCAGAGUUAAAAAACCUCAUCCGUGCGGGCAUUCCCCACGAGCACCGUUCCAAGGUGUGGAAGUGGUGUGUGGACCGUCACACCAGGAAGUUCAAGGACAACACUGAGCCUGGCCACUUCCAGACCUUGCUGCAGAAGGCGCUAGAGAAACAGAACCCGGCCUCCAAGCAGAUUGAGCUGGACUUGCUGCGAACUCUGCCCAACAACAAACAUUACUCCUGCCCCACCUCAGAAGGCAUACAGAAGUUACGCAAUGUCCUCCUCGCCUUCUCCUGGCGGAAUCCAGAUAUCGGCUACUGUCAAGGCCUAAACAGGUUGGUGGCAGUGGCCCUCCUGUACCUGGAACAAGAAGAUGCUUUCUGGUGUCUCGUUACCAUAGUGGAAGUUUUCAUGCCUCGAGACUAUUAUACAAAGACUCUCUUAGGAUCCCAGGUGGACCAGCGGGUGUUCAGAGACCUUAUGAGUGAGAAGCUGCCUCGGUUGCAUGGCCACUUUGAACAGUACAAAGUCGACUACACCCUCAUCACUUUCAACUGGUUUCUGGUGGUGUUUGUGGAUAGUGUCGUUAGUGACAUCCUCUUUAAAAUAUGGGACUCUUUCCUUUAUGAAGGACCAAAGGUUAUUUUCCGUUUUGCUCUGGCACUUUUUAAGUACAAGGAAGAGGAGAUUUUGAAAUUGCAAGAUUCAAUGUCUAUAUUUAAGUAUCUCCGCUACUUCACUCGCACUAUCCUUGAUGCCAGGAAGCUGAUCAGUAUCUCCUUUGGGGACCUGAACCCUUUCCCCCUACGCCAGAUCCGGAACCGACGCGCCUACCACUUGGAGAAGGUCCGGCUGGAGCUGACUGAGCUGGAGGCCAUCCGUGAGGACUUCCUGCGUGAGCGGGACACCAGCCCUGACAAGGGUGAGCUGGUCAGUGACGAGGAGGAGGAGGAUACCUGAGUGGGCUCCGGGACGCUGCUCUUCUUGCCUUCACAACCAAAGUGUGCCCAAAGGGCGAAAGCACGCUCAAAAGCCAGAAUGUAACGUGUGGCCUCUGGGGAUCUGCUGGGCAGAUGUCCCAAGCCAGGCUGCACUUCCUCAUUUCCCACUGUGCGGGGGCAGGGGUGGGAGGUCUAAUCUGUUUACAGCCAUUUCUGUGCCAUGCUUUCGGUUACACGUAUCUCAGUCACGCUUUCUGCCUGAUUGGUGGAUCCUCGGGCUGACCAGUGGCUAUUUGCAAGAGCCUGUUUCCAGCCUCCGUCAGCCUGUCGGUGUUCUGACCCUCUGAAACUUUGCUUUGCUGGGCAUCUCCCCAUGUUCUCUCUCCUGUACAUAGUGAGCAGUGCUGUGAAGGAUGCCCACUGUGCUUCAGGCACCUGUAGGCCAGAGGGUUGCUGCCUCAGGCAUAAGGUCGGUAUGAAAAGGGGCUGCCUUAGAAAAGCAGGCACAUCCCUUGUUCAGAAAUGGCUACUGUAGAAAGCCUGUGAACCUCCCACCAGUGGCUUUAGGCUGCCAGCCAUGCCCCAUUUCUAGAAUAGCCUUUGCUCUUCCACCCGCAACCCUUCCAUCAGUGGCUCCUGGCCUGCAUGGGGAGAGCCUGGCUGCCCAGACACCCACCCUCACUUCUCAUGGCCCGCCUGCGUUUACAGAUCACUGGGCUGCUCUGUCCCCAGCUUGCCCCUGCCUGGCAUGGCUCUGUGAGAUUCUGUGGAACGCCCUUCUUGACUUGUAGAAAUCAUUCACCAAGUACGAUGGACCGUCAUAUUGCAAAACAGGCCCACGCCUGGGCUGGCCUUGGUUGAGGGGAUGGAGGAAUGUUUUUUGGGGGGUGCUUUGCAGGGCAGUGGUGCAGCUGCAGCAUGAACGCUCUUGGACAGCUGAAAACCUUGGCCUCCUUGGGGAUGGCCAGUGCUCCUGGUGUCUCCUCCACCUGACCUGGGCUGUGCAGGAGGCCGGCUGCCAGUGCCCGGGGCUGGGAAACUUUUUUGCUUGGGGCCCAGGCUUGGGUGAGCUCUCCCAGAUGUGUGCCCACUCCACCACUGCCUGGAAGCAUCCUUGUUCUCUGCCAGGAUGCAGGGUCACUGUUGCCUCUGACACAGCAGUUUCUGGGAACUCAGAGGACUGCCUUUCUGAGGGCUAGGGAGAGGCUUUGAGCAAGGAGCUUAUUUUUGCUUAAUCCCUCUAGACCAUCCCUGAUGCAUAGAUGUGAGAGGAUGUUUUCUGGCACAGUGUCAUGAAAAUACAAGAGAAAUGGUCUCAGUGAAAUGUUUCAUAUCACCCGAAAAAAACUGGAAAUCCUUUGUUGAUACGAACACACUGAGAUUAAGAAUUGAAGCAAUGCAGUUUUAAGAAGUACUUUUUUCCAACUUUUUUUUGCUGUCAGUCAGCUUUCUAGCAAUGCCACGGUGAAGUUGGCGUUUGAGCACAUGCUAGACUGAGCUCCGGCUUCAUGUCUUUAGUGGAGUUGGUUUAUGUUUCACUGGGUAGAGGGAGCUGGCCUCUAUAUUUAGCCAGAAGCCUUUGCCUCUUUUCAGGCAUCAAAAAUGGGUUUUGUCUUUGUCGUUGUCUUUGAGAGCAGCAGUUUGAGGUCUGACUCCUUCAGUUGUCCUGUGAGCUGGGCGUUGCAGUCCGCUUGAAUCAAGUGUUGGAACCCCCCACCCCUCAGCCCAUCGUGAAACGACAGCUGUCAGCCAGGGGGGUGGCUGCUGAGGAGGUGCAGCAGGAAUGGGGCUGGGCCCGUGGGCCGGCCCCAGCUGCCCUCAGGUUUUACUUUCCAAGCCGAUGGCCCCUGGAACAUGCCAGCACACACUGCCAUGUCCUGGGGCUAAGAGCUGCCUUUAGGGACAGGCUCGUGUUGUCCAGUUUGCCCCGAGAGAUGCACCUGACCAGGGGCCCGUCGUGACUGCAACCCACAGUGGUAUGUUAGUGUUUCCAGGCAGUUGUCAGCAGCUGCUGGACAGUGUGUGUGCGACAGCAGGAGAGUUCCUGGAGGAAAGGGACUGGAGACGCUUUCUCAGAGGUUCUCCUGCCUGGAAUCAAGUGACGCGUGUCCAGAAGGCAAGAGAGGGCAGCUCCGCCUAGUUCCAGUUUGGGAACAGGAUGGAGCCAACUCCUCUUUCCAGGACUGUGGGCCUCACUCUUUCGCACUAACACUUUCCCUCCCUCACGUCACUGAGGAAAGAGCUGCUCUGUCUCCUCCAGUGACCUGGAGGUCCCUGGCCUCCACUGGCUGCCAUGGCAGGGGGCCCUUCUGGCAGGGGCUGCCUCACGCUGCUGUUCCUCCUCUGAACCUUCACCCCAACACCCAGCCCGUGGCCCCUGCAAGGGGGAACCUUGCCAGCUGGGAAACCCAGAGGCCUGUCCAAAUGCGCGCACCAGGACCGAGGGGAGCUCCCUCCCCUCACCUGCUGGGAAUUGCCAACUUUUAAAUGGAUGGGGUUUUUCAUGGGUUGAACCUCUGUUCAUACUUUUGUACACUUUCACUACAGUUUAUAUUUUUAUAGGCUAUUUUCUCAAGGUGUUUCUAGAUUCCACGUAUCUAUUUUAUAUAACAAGUUCUUAUAUGUGACUCCCUUGUGUGUAUCUGUGCCAGCCUCAGCCUCCAAGUUGCUCUUCCCUCUGGCCCUGACUCUCACUGACUCACCGAUGUGAUGUGCGGGCCCACUUCUUACCCCAGGUAGCCUCAGGCGCUGCCUGUAGUCAUGCUGACAGCUGUACAGUAGCCGCCAAGACGGCUGACGGCUGGAGACGGUUCUGGUUUCAACUACGGUAUGUCGAUAUCUGAAGUAUUCUAGACGGAUCCUCAGUUGGGUUUUCUAACUACAUGUUUGUAUUGCACAGAUCCCCACCCGCCAUCCUAUAGUGUUGUCUUCCCGUGUGGCUUCUGGGCAGCUGGGCCUGCCCGGGGAAGUCCUUGCAGGUGGGAGGCCAUGCAGAGACCCAGUGUGUGCCACUGAGCGUCCCACUGCUGCUGGGCAACUGGAGGACUGCAGGGGGCGCCAGGUGACUCUCUCCUUUUAUAUCACAGCAGCUCCUGUGCUGACCUUCAAGUUACGUUUUGGAACUGUAAUACUAAAGGAAGAAAUAAACUACUAAUUUGUAUAAUA
Messenger RNA from Nomascus leucogenys (northern white-cheeked gibbon), 6109 nucleotides. Lineage: Eukaryota; Metazoa; Chordata; Mammalia; Primates; Hylobatidae. The record is from RefSeq and is a predicted model, not a curated record.